GUGAUUCUAGUACGCUUCUAGUCGCGUCGCGUACUCUUUCGUUCGUGCUGGGUACUCGGCUCGCUUACUUGUGUAUGUGACAUUUUUUUUCUACGGACCAUUCGCGCUGCUGCAACAUGUUUACCUGGUUGUGCCGCUCUCAUCAUGAUAACCAGCAGUCCAUCGUCGAUUCUACAAUGAUACUUAUGUCGCCUUAUCGGCAGCAUUAAUUUCCAGCUUUGCAAAGCAAAAACAGAGAGAAAGGUGUCAUGGAUGAUGAGAUCCGUCUUGAUGGUGAAGAAGAGAUGGAGUUGGAUGAAGCUUCUGAUGGCGAAGACGAAGAUGAAGAAGCAACAGGGAUCCCUGUAUCUCCAGCUAACUCAGAUCAAUUGCUUGGACAGACAACACCAACAACUUCUGUUACACCAGAUGAGGCUUUUCAUGAUUCGUUGCGAUAUCCAAAGUUUCCAUUGCCUGGUGGAAAACCUUUAAAUAUUCGUCGUGGACCUGGAAGGCCACGAAAAGAAAGACCUUUUGGUAUUACUCGUGGAGGAGUUACUAGAAGAUCUUUUGGAAGAGGUGGUGCUAGAGGCAAAGGACUUGGAUAUACAAGGGGUAUACCACGUCGCACUAAAAGCAAGGAUGAUGAUACACAUUCGGAAUCUCCAAGUCCUUUGCGCACCAUGGGACUGGAUGAUACUACUGAUGGCAGUGAAUUAGUGGGUAAUGUAAUUGAUAGAUCGAUGCCAGCACCAGAAGAGCCUCCAUACUUUCCUGAGCAAUGGCCGGGAAAAGUAUGUGCGUUAUGCAAUUUAAGCGAGAGAAGUCAGUUGGGACAAGGUGAACUUUUGCGUCUGACAUGUCCAUCGGGCUUCACUCCUGAGAAGUCAACGAAUCGCGAUGAAACAGCUACUGAUCAUCUCGUCGACGUCACUGUCGCAGGAGAUAAAAGUCCGCGUGCUACUGGACCUGGAAUUGCUGUUACCUGUCGUAGGCAAAAAAGUCUAGCCAAAUGCAGGAAUACUAGUCUAUCUAAUUUCACGGAGCCGGUGGAAGAAUUGACAAUCGUAGGCUAUUUGGAAGAGCCAGAAGUCGGGAUUCUAUUCGAUUCCUCGACCGGCCAUUAUUAUGUUCACCAGUCAUGUAUUAUAUGGUCUAGCAACAGUCAAGAUUUGGUACCAGAAUUGACUUGUCGUGCCGUCCUGCAAGCUUCUUCCAGACGUUGCGCCUAUUGCUCGCACUAUGGUGCUGGAAUUCCCUGCAAAGUGGCAUCGUGCAAUCGUUAUUUUCAUUUUCCAUGUGCCGCAGCUAGUAGUUGCUUUCAAGAUACUAAGAAUCUAGCCCUUUUCUGUAGUCAGCAUCUUGGUCAAGUUCCGCUCUUAUUAAAUGGAGAAGUAACUUGCGUUCAAUGUUAUGGAAUGGGUGAUGUUUCAAACUUAGUGAUGUGUUCUGUGUGCGGCCAACAUUAUCACGGUAGUUGCGUGGGUUUAGCAUUAUUGCCUGGAGUACGUGCUGGAUGGCAAUGCGUGUCUUGCCGAGUGUGUCAAGUCUGUCGGCAACCUGAGGACGUUUCAAAGGUGAUGCUAUGUGAGCGAUGCGAUAAGGCUUAUCAUCCCGGCUGUUUGCGACCAAUUGUUACUUCCAUUCCAAAAUAUGGCUGGAAGUGCAAAUGUUGUCGAGUGUGCACUGAUUGUGGUUCACGUACUCCAGGAGCAGGACUAUCUUCCAGGUGGCAUUCUCAUUAUACCGUUUGUGAUUCAUGCUAUCAGCAACGCAAUAAAGGGUUUUCUUGUCCACUUUGCAGGAAAGCAUAUAGAGCUGCAGCAUAUCGCGAGAUGGUUCAAUGUCAUGGAUAAAAAUUCGUGCAUGGUACAUGCGAUCCCGAAGCCGAUCCAUUGACUUAUCAGCAGCGCAAAGAAGCAAAGCCGGAUUACGAAUACAUCUGUUUGCAUUGCAAAAGUAUUGCUAUGGUAGCUAGACGGAAGGACAGCAUCGACGAAGGCGACUUAAGCCUGAGUGCUUCUCAAGAAAGUCUUGAUGGCGAAUCUUCUGAGUUUGAUUAUCAAGGUGGUGGUUCUGAAGAAGCGCUUUAUUCAGUUGGAUUAGGAAAAGGGAAACCAUUUUGUGCUACAAAAAUUGCAAAGAAAAGAUUGGGUAUUAGCGGGGUUAUUGGUAGACCCAAAGGUAUUGGAAAAGUGGGCUAUCAGAAGAGGCAGAAAAUGACGGAAUUUGGAAGAAAGAGGGGACCAAAAGGAAAGAUGAGAGGAAUCUUUGGAGUACCGGAAGUAGGACUGCAGGGACCGAAUCCAGAUUCAUCUCAAUCAAAAGAAGAAGAACAACUUGGAGAGAAUAGAUUAAUUCUUUGCUCGGCCAAAGAUAAAUUUGUUCUAACUCAAGAUAUCUGUGUGAUGUGUGGUUCGAUUGGCAUGGAUCAGGAAGGUUGUUUGAUUGCAUGUGUACAAUGUGGUCAAUGCUAUCAUCCAUAUUGUGCUAACGUCAAAGUCACAAAAAUCAUCUUGCAAAAGGGUUGGCGAUGUCUCGACUGUACUGUUUGCGAAGGCUGUGGUGAACGAAAUGAUGAAGGUCGCCUGAUUCUUUGCGAUGACUGUGAUAUUAGUUAUCACAUUUAUUGUAUGGAUCCACCUUUAGACUAUGUACCGCAUGGUACUUGGAAAUGCAAAUGGUGUGCACAAUGCCAAACUUGUGGUUCCAAUGAUCCCGGAUUUAAUUCAUCUUGGCAGAAAAGUUAUACACAGUGUGGACCUUGUGCUUCCCACACUGCUUGUGUAGCUUGUCAAGAAGCUUAUCAAGAGGGCGAUCUCAUUAUUCAAUGCAUACAGUGUGAAAGAUGGCUUCACUGUGGUUGUGAUUCGAUUAAAAGCGAAGCUGAGGCCGAACGCUGUGCUGAGGAAGGUUACGUUUGCCUUCUCUGUCGUCCUAGAGAUAUUCCUCCUCCUCAUCUUCUCUCUAAACCUUCGAAAUUUGCUCGGUUGUCUCCUCCACCUCAAAAUCGAAAUCCGGAAUUGUUUAAAGCUUCGUCACAACAAUAUCUGGUGGAAGGAGUAUAUCUUUCUGAAGCUGGUAUGAAUCAUAUCAAAUCCUUAACUGCAGAACAUCAGCAAACGAGAAAAAAGAAAAGAAAACAACCUCCGGUGGAUAAAGAAGCAGAUAUCAUGGCGACUAUUGAAUCUGUUGUUGCUGGAGGAAGCUUAGAUAAUUCUUUAGAAGAAAACAAUAAAUUAGAACUGAUGGAUGUCAAAGAUGAGCCAGAAACAAUAUUGAAAGAAGGUAUGGUGUGGAACCAACCUGCUCCUGAAGGUUUCAGCAUUUGCACUUCGGAAAAUGGACUUCCUGUUUUACGAAGAAAACGUCAAAGAAAUCUGCAAAAAUUAGGAAUUGGUGGAUUUAUUGUAAGAUUGAGAACCAGGAAGGAUAAAGAAGAAGAAGGAGAUGCCGAAAAAUCUGGAGAAUCUUCAAUCGUAGGUAUGGAUGAUAAACCUCGGAGGAAACCUCAGAGAAGAAAGCCGAAGACAAAAUUAGCAGAAUGUUUCCCUAUUUAUAUGCAAGAAGCUUUUUUUGGCAAGGAUUUAAUGGAUACAACGAAAGAGAAAGAUCUUGAAAGUAGCAGCGAAUCCGAAGAAGAACAUAAAGUUCCUGAAAAUGCCAAUACAAUUCAGUUAUCUCAAGAUGAAUUGAAGGUUAUGGAACAAGUUAAAGCAAAACAAGAAAAAGAAGAUGAAAAAGUUACUUCUGACCAAAUUAAGAGAGAAGAAAUUGUAGAAGAUGAGAGAAGUGAUACUGAAGCACUCGAAGAUAUUUUACCAAUUUCUGGGGAUUUAUUGGAUAGCGAUUUAGUAAAUACAAUAAUGAAUGAAAAUGAUGAGGAUUUGGCAAAGGCCAGCGAAGCAUUGGAUGAAUUAGACGAUGCUCAAGGUGGAAAUAAAGAUGAAUUGACGGAUAUCCUUAGUCCACAUUUUAAUUUGGAAUCAAUGGUCAGAGAUACUGGCUUACCUAAUAUGGAUAGUAAAGAUAUUGAGGAGAUAUUUAAAGGCGUUCUAACCGAUGAAUCUCAAGAAUCACAGGAAUCAUCGGUGUUUUCUGUCCAAGCUCAGACUUCACAUCCUUCGUCAUCCACCACUCCCCUAGUUUCACCUUCUCCUCAUCCUAAUAUUCAAGCUGCAAUGCCUUUGGCGAGAUCUCAAGUACCUAGUGCUCUACCUUCAGUUGGUCAAUCAAGCUUAAAUUCUCCAAUGAGUUUUCCACCUCCUUCACCAUAUCAUUCCGAAUACAGCAAUAGUCCGCAAUUCAGUCCAGCAUUUUCGGAGCCACCCAGUCCAUGGGUAAAUCCUGAGGAUGAGGGAAAUGCGCCAUCAGGUAAUGCUACCAUUUCAUACAAUCAAAGAACCAGUUUAAAAAUGGAGGCUGAUGAAGUAUUAGGCACUGAAGCGACAAUAUCCUCGGUUCUUUAUGCUAACAUGGCGCAUCCUGAAUGGAAAACUGAUUAUCCAACAUGGGCCGAGAGAUGCAAGCAAAUCCUAAAGAAAUGGCGCGCACUUCCAAAUGAACAAAGGGCCCCUUAUUUGUCUAAAGCUCGAGACAAUCGAGCCACUAUUCGUAUGAAGAAGACACAACAGCUCUCCAAGGAGACACCACCACCAAGCACCACCAACACUAUCAUCACUACCAAUAUAACCACCAAUACCACCACCAUCAAUAUGAACACCACCACCACUACUACCACCGCCAUGACUACCAUCAUCACCAAACCUGCCGCUAUGACGGCUCAGCAGCAACAACAGCAGCAGCAAGGGGUGGGUUUGAGGCCCAUGGAAAAACAACCAGGAAUGUUGAUGACCACUGGAAUGACAUCAACAGGCAACAAUCAGCAUCAGGAGGUGUGUGGGGUGCAGGGAACCCCGCCCAGCCCUUCUCUCUCUCCCGAGGCUUCCAGAAACCUACAGUCGUCCGCCUUGCAAUCUUGCACAACACCAGCUUCUUCGUCCUCUUUAUCUUCUUCUACAUCUUCCUCUUCUUUUUCUCAUUGCAACAAUUCGGGUGAAGGGCAACAAACCCUCCAACAACGUCCAUCCCCGAUUGUCGUUAACAGCGGCAGUGGCAGCAGUAGCAUAGAUCAGCAUCAGAUCCGAGUGCUCACUCCGUCCGAGAUCAUGCGUACCCUUCCGUCCCUCAGCCAGGAGCACUACGACCCCCCACCUCCGCCACCACCACCACCACCCACUGCAAUUGUUCACACUGUGCCUCCUGUACAGAACCAUCACCACCACCACCACCAUCACCACCACCACCCGAAUAACAUCAUGGAACAGGAUAGAUUAUCAAAUAGAGAUCGAUCUAGUAAAUUGGCUGAGCAGGAAAAAAAAUGGAAAUGUCUUCAAGCUUCACAUCAGCAACAAAUGCAACAUCAACAGCAGGGAAUUGCCAAAGUACAAAAGAUGACUACCGAGGAUAAUACAUCUCAAUCAACUAGUGAUACCACAUCUGGAUUGACGACACAGUUACAAGUUUCCACGGCGCAAGAUACAAACCAAUUGACUUCCCUGGCUUCUCCUUCGCCAGGUUCUCGCAGUACUUUUGCUACGCCUUCUCUCAAAGUUCCUCGCAGUCUUACACCUCAGUCUCCUCAUCAUCAAAAUAUGAUACGUUUGCCUGUACAAGCUCCUUGUCGGGCGAUACGUCCGGGCUUUCCUCAGCCUCCGUCUCCUUUCUCGCCGCAGGCACCACAAUCACCUCAUGAUUUUCCUCAAUCACCUGCAUCCUCUCAGCCUUCUCAGGAAUCACAUUUCCAGCGUUUCGAGGGCAAUGUUUCAACUCCCGCAUCCCCCUAUUCAUCACCUCAGACAUCAGGUACACCUCGUGCUCCUGUAUUUAAUCCCCCGCGACCUCCUGUUUAUGCUCCUCCUCCUCCCCCUCCUCCCUCCCUCCUCCUCCUCCACCUCCCUCCACCUCCACCUCCACCUCCACCUCCACCUCCACCUCCUCCUCCUCCUGCAACAUCGCGAACUCCUGAUCCUUACAGCCAGCCACCUGUCACUCCCACAUCUGUCCCAGCUGCAUCCAACUAUUCAUCGCCUAGAGGUUCCGAGACCCCUCGAAUACCUCAAGAACAAGAGGCUUUCGGGCAACAACCAGAAAUCAAUAGACAAUUGAGAGAUUUAUUGCAAAGGCAACAGUAUAAUAAAAAGGUUGAAGCAGUCGGCACCAAUUGGAUUCAAGAUGGACAGAAUAAUACGGGGAACAAUCAGCAACACUUUGAAACAAAUCACAUGCAGCUUCAACAACAUUCUCAAGUACAAAACAAUUCCGGUGAAGGAACUUUUAGACAUCCGCUUCCACCAGGCAUCGUUAGACCCAGAAUGCCUAUUCAACCGAACGUUUUAAUAAGGAACUCCAUUGGAAUAAAUUCGCGACAUCCUGUAGCAGGAAAUAUUCAGAAUCCAAUUGACCCUCGUACGAGGAUGCUGCUGCAGAGUAGGCCCCAAGUAGCCAGCAAUAUACCUGUUCAACAUUUCUCGGGAACUCAAGGUCUCCAAACACGAAUGCCAACAGUAAGAAAUGUCAUUUCUGAAUCUUAUGACAUUUUGCAGCAACAAAGAUUUACAGAUACAAAUCAGAUGCAGAAUCAGCGCAUUGCACGGACAGCGCAGGACAAUCUAAAUCAAGGUAUUCGCAUGUUGAGCACAGCUCCAGGGAUAGUCCGAACACCACUCAUUCCUACGACGAUUGGCGAAACCACCGGAGUAGUUACUUCGGAAGCAUCUGAAAUUCCUGACAAUGUAACAGCUGAAUUGGAAAAGUUGGAACAGGAAGGAGCUGGACAAAUGGUUGAAGUCGAAGGGGUCAGUGCAAUAUUAGGAGAUCUAGCAGAUGAUGAUGACGAAUUGCUUGCUGAAAUGGGAGCGGACUUUAAUAUCUUGGAGUAUGCGGAUCCUGAAUUGGAUACAAUCACGGGUGUAGAAAAAACUAAUAUUCUGGUCGAUCUGGCGCAAGAUCUCGAGCAAGUUGAAGUUGAUUCUAAAGAUGAUAAACAAAAAAAGGAAACUAGAGAUGAAGAUCAAAAAUCAGAAUUAACUGGUCCACCCUCUGAAAUUGCUGAUUCCUGUUCGACGAAUACCAAUUUAACUUUGGCAGAAAAUUCUAAUGUGCCGACAAUGACAUCACCACAAGCGAUAUCACAGGCAAUGCAGGCGCAAGUGCUACAACAGCAGAUGCAUCAACAAGUUCAACAAGCGGCAGCGAUGGGUCGGCCAAUGCCACCAGGAACAAAAUUAGUAGCGCCAGAUGGAACGAUCGGAGUAGUAACUUCUACAAAUACGGUAACUGUGAGUUAUUCAUCGAGUUUUCCUGGACAUCCGCAGAGACUUCCGCAGACACAUAUACAAGUCUCACAACAACAACGGCUAGGUAUGCGAGUAGCGGCAGGAAUGUCAAAUAUGGCAAGCAGAAUAGUUGGUGUAAAUCACAUGAUCGGUCCCCGAAUGCCUUUGGCUCCACCACCGCCGCCGCCACCGCCUCCUUAUCCAGGACCACCACCGCCAUAUCCUGGACCGAUACAGAUGGGACUAUGCCCGGGUGGUGGUGGUGGGCGAAGUAUGACGCGGCCCUCGGUCCAUAUGACAGGGCAUCAAGUACCGGUGGCAGGUCCGUCAAUGGGCCCCGUAGUGCCGCAUCCUCACCGGAGAUCUUUGCUUCUGCAGCAGUCGUGUUCACAGGAGCAGCCAUUAUUGCUGGAGGAGCUAUUAGAGCAGGAGAAACGGGAACAAGAAAAGCAACACCAGCAACAGCAACAACAGCAACAUCAACAACAGUCUGAAAAUGUUGCCGGAGGAACUCUUUUGAGCGACAGCGAUUUUGAAAAAAUUAAAGCUGAUGUUUUGGGUAACACAUCGCCUCCUCAAGGCAUGGUGACUGUAAUAAGGCCACCUUGCACGGCACGAUCACCUUCUGCAUCUAAUACUAAUUGGCAGCAAAAUAGUGCAGCUUCUGAUGGGGCAGCAAAACUAGCGGCGGUACAGGUGGGAUCAAGACAACCCAUUGCUACACAGACUCCGCCAGAACCAAGAGUAGCUACGUUCAAUAUUUCUCAAAAACCAGCACCUCCGGCUCCACCAGAAAAUAUAGUUAAUGAGCAGGAUCGGCAAGCAGCACUGCAAUAUGAGCAGUGGCUUAAUCACCAGCACCAGAUAUUAUCACAACAAUUAAAAUAUUAUGAAGUAGAAGUUCAAAAACUUCGCAAGAUAAGAAAGUCUCUCAAUAGUAAGCAACGUCAACUUCGCAAAUCUGGUAAUGAGCUAACAGAGACCGACGCUGCCGAGCUACAACGGAUUUCUAAUGAACAAGCUAUUCUUCAAAAACAUUUAGAUACUUCGCGUAAACAACUCCGUCAACACGGCAUAGUGAUUCAAGAGUAUCAAAACAAACAACAACAACGACAAACUCAAUCUCAAUCAAAUGAACCCUGUUCUCCAUUAAUGUCACCUUCUCAACAUUCUCCAAUGCAUUCUCCAGCAGCAUUGGUUUCUCAAAGUCCAGGUCCUAGUAUGAUUCAACAUUCACCAGCUACUCCAUCAAUUGUUCAACAUAGUCCAGGUACUCCGUUGCUUCAACAUAGUCCAGGAAACCCUCAAUCAACCAAUCCAGGUACAAUGUCACCUCAUAAUGUUCAACAACAAUCGCCAAGAAUUGGCACUCCUCAUUCUCAAAGUGAUGAAAGUCCCUUUAGUCCUGGACCAAUGCCUUCUCCAGGUCUAUGUAAUCCUAACACUACACGAAUGACUUCACCACAACAUAGAGCCAUUAUUGGCGGAAGAUUGGCAACUUCUCCUGGUGCUUUUACACCAGAGCCACGAAAUCAGCAAAUGAUAAAUGAACAGAAUGUAAGAGUUCAUGGUUUAGUUCAGAGAUUUGUUAGGCCACCAGAACAGGCGCAGAGAAGAGGAGGUAUUGUCUACAAUCCACAAUUAGGCCAACCACAGUUACUAAGUCAACAGCAGCAUCAGCAAUUGUUGCAGAGGCAGCAGCUUAUUCAGCAACAGCAUGAAAAUAUUCCUCAGGAUCAAGUUCAAGGUACUAUUGUUCGAGGCACACUACAAAGGCAACAAGUUUUUCAGCAACAUGAAGGUGUUUCUCGACAACAAAUUCUUCAGCAACAGCAGCAACAAAAUGAUAUUUCUCAAGAUGGACAGAAUAUUAUAACUCAAAGAAAUUUGCAAAUUGCUCAAAGACAGAUUCUUCAGCAGCAGCAGCAGCAGCAAGCUGAUAUUAUGUCUCAAGAGGGACAAAAUGUUGUUACUCAAAGAAGUUUACAAAUGGCUCGGCAACAAAUUAUUCAACAGCAACAGCAACAAGAAAGCAUUUCUCAAGAGGGACAAAAUAUUGUUCAAAGAUCAUUGCAAUUGACUCAGCAACAACAGCAAAUGCUUCAGCAACAACAAAUUCUUCAACAAUCCGAAGGUAUUUCUCAAGAGGGACAGAAUUCUAUUAAUCAAAGAUCAUUGCAAACGGCAUCACAACAGCAACGACAACAAAUUCUUCCACAGCAAACUGAUAUUAUUUCUCAAGAAAGUCACAAUGUUGUUACUACUCAAAGAAAUUUGCAAAUGGUACAGAAACGACAAAUUCUUCAACAUGAAGUUGUUUCUCAAAAUAUUUCUCAAGAUGGACAAAAUUCUAUUAAUCAAAGAACAUUGCAGAUGGCUCAGCGACAGCAAAUUCUUCAGCAACAACAACAUCAACAGGAAGGUAUUUCUCAGGAUGGGCAAAAUAUUGCUGUUCAAAGGAAUUUGCAAUUAACACAACAACGACAGCAACAUGAAAAUGUCUCACAGAAUAUUUCUCAAGAAAUUGGACAAAAUGUUGUUCAAAGAACAUUACAAAUGGCUCAACAGCGCCAACAAAUCCUGCAGCAUCAGCAACAUGAAGGUAUUUCUCAAGAUGGACAGAAUACUAUUGUUCAAAGAAACAUACAAAUAGCGCAACAGAGGCAACAAAUUCUUCAUCAAAAACAACAACAGCAACAUGAAGAUCUUCCUCAAGAUGGACAAAGCACUAUUUCUCAAAGAUCAUUACAAUUAAUUCAACGAUCACAAAUUUUACAGCAACAACAGCAUGAAGCUGUUUCUCAAGAAGGACAAACUUCUAUUGCUCAAAGAUCUUUACAAUUGGUACAACAACGUCAACAACAAAUUCUUCAUCAACAACAACAGCAACAUGAAGUUAUUCCUCAAGAAGGACAGACUCCAAUUGCUCAGAGAUCACUUCAGAUGCCUCAGCAACGUCAACAAAUCCUUCAACAGCAACCUGAAGGGAUUUCUCAAGGGAUUUCUCAGGAAGGACAAAAUACUAUUGGUCCAAGGUCGCUUCAAAUGGCUCAACAUCGGCAGCAUAUUUUCCAGCAACAGCAACGUCAAUUUUUGCAAAUGCAACAACAACAACAACAACAACAACAACAGAAACCACCCAACUCGCCAAUGGUGUCUCAACCAUCAAAUUCUCCAAGUCCUCAGCUUCAUCAGCAACUUCAACAAGGUUACGGCCAACCUCCAAGUUCACCCAUGAUGCAACAAACAACGAUGGGUUCUCCGAUGCUUCAACAGCAAUUAAAUCCGACUUCACAACCUCCUAGUCCAAUGAACAGGAUUUCACCAAUGCUUCAUAGUAGUCAUCAUCAUUCUUCAACAAAUAAUCAACCACCCAGCUCUCCUAUGAUGCCUAGAAGUCCCUUGGUAGCUGGAUCUCCUAUGCAGAUGCAGCGAAGACAAUCUACCGGAAAUAGUCCGGCUAUGCCAGACAGACCUCAGAGCGUAGAAAACCCUGGAACUCCAAGAACACCACACACACCUCAUAGUUUUGUUCAACAAAAUGCUAAUUUAACUGUAACAACAAAUGAUCAACAGCAAAUGUCUCAGCAAAUUUCUCAGCAAGUUUGUCACGAACAAGCUCCUUUGUCAGAUAAUCUUUCUAGAGGCGGAGGAAAUUCUAAUAAUCCUUUAAAUCCAAUUCCUUUUCUCAAGAAACCUGAAUACUAUAAAUUAGGAUUAAGGGGUGGUUCUUCAAGUGAUCAGCAACAAAUUCCUCAAAAAGUUUUUCAGAAACAAGAUUUUUCACCUUCAGAAAAUUCCACAAAGAAUGGAGAAAAUUUUAACAAAUCUGCAAAGCCAUUGCGAUUUCCUAAUUUUGGACGAUUUGGUUGGUUCAAAUUAGGUUUAAGAGGAGGCUCGCCAAUGUGGUCAAGCAAAACAGAAAGUAGUAAAGGCGGUAAAGGAGCAGAAACGUCUCAGACGAAAAGAGAUCAAUCUGUAGAAGAGAAAACAAAUAUUUCUACGAAUCGAAAAACUGCCAGAAUCAGCUCGUUAGUCUGCGUUGAUUACAAUGACUUUGAUGAUGAUUCACAUACACCACCGCAAGCUUCUCCAACAACUUUGGAAGUAAAAUCAGCUGUUCAAGGUUCUUCUUUAACAUCUUCAACAUUGGAUAAUGGAUCUUUAAAUUUGGAAAGUCCUGGAGAAAAAUUGGAACAACUCCCAGAUACGACAGAUUAUGAUGAUGACAAAACUAUAGUUAAUACUGAGGUAACUUUGAGUUCUACAGCUCAGCGAGAUAGUGACGAUAUCACUGUGAUUGAACAAUUUGGUGACUCAGAAUUGGUUGAUGUUAUCUCGGGUACUUUAGAGGGUGAUAUGCAGGAAGAAUAUGUUCUUUUUGAGCCUGGAAUGGUAGUGGAUCUGUCUGCUGAUAGUAAUGAUUCACUUUGUCAUGCUCUAGUAAAUGAUGCUGGUCCAGGUCAUGACUUGGUACAAAUUUUAGAGAUUGAUAAUUCUGAAUCACAAUCAGAAGAACCGAUUUUGAGUGAUGAAGAUCUAGUCCCAUCUCAUUCGAGAAAUAAAAAAGGCCUUAGACUUGAUAUAGUGAGGACCUUGCAAUCUGGAAAAAAAUUAGUAACUGUAACCGACACUCCAGAGUCUCCAGAUCAGGAAGAACUUCGAAUUGAUCCUUCUCCAGGUCCUUAUUUGGAUCAGUCUCCUGAUCAAGAACUUAUGGUAUCUUUAGUAAGUGAAUCUGAAGUAGUUAUUAUCGAUCCUACGACGAAAUCUCCUGAAGAUAAUCUUUCUAAAGGCUCUUGCGACGAAGAGACUGACAAAGCUGACAUCAAUGUACAAACUAAUGUUUCUAAGGAAAAUACAUUUAGUGAAGGAUCAACGGAUGAUCAAAUCAAAUCUACAAACCAAAAUAAGAGUCCCACAAAUUUUAUUUUUUCAACUAAAUCUUAUACUAAAGUUUCAACUUCAACGGUGCAUCCAACAAAUAUUAAUGUAACAAUCUCAAAAUCGGCAGUUUCUUUAACAAAUACUGUAAUUUCUUUAAAUUCAACUCCGAAUCUAACUUCUAUAAGUUCCAAUCCUCAAGUAAAUCAAGUCUCGGUUCAGCCAAUUACGGCAGAAAUUAAAACAGCGGAUCAGUUUGACUUGAAAGAAGUUUCUUCGAGCUCUUUCAGCAAUCAGAAAGGCAUUACUUUAUCGACAAUGGCAAGCAUUGUGGCAGAUGCAAAAAUUGCUGCAAAACUUAGUCAAACUGCUUUGGAGAACAUCUCUAAUUCUCAGAAAGACAAAUCGAACCCGAGAAUUACCUCUGUAAAUGAGAUACCGAAAAUGUUAUUUUCCGAGAAACCUUCGACAACUUUUUCGAAUUUGCCAAAUACAAUGGAACGUCUGAACAAUCCGACGAAAUUAAUUCUAAGCGUACAAUCAACUUCCGUGACUCUGUCAACUCCAAAAAUGUCAAUUCCAGAUCUAUCGAAAAAAGAUACCACCUUAAAGAGCAAAGAGAAAUUAAUAGAAAAUCAAGAAGGCGAAAUCAAGAAGCAAGAAGAAGAGAUUUAUGACAAAAUUAAAAACGAAAGCGAUGUUUCGGAUACAUCAAAUAUUUUUUCAAUUACCGAAGAGAAGAAAAGUGAUCCAUUAAAUACUACAGACGAACUGGAGAGUAUGUUAGAAGCCAUUCACAAUCCUGAAGAAAAUGUUGAAAAUAAAAAUGAUAUGCCAACGACAACUUUGAAAAGAAUGUCGCCUGUUACUGAUGAUUUAUCACUUGUCAAUAUUCUGGAAAACGACACUGAACCGGUGGAAAAUGAUAAAGAACAGAUUUCAGAUUCAGAUACACAAAAAACGGUCAAAUUGGAAGAAAUCCAGAAGAACAUUGAAGAGACUAAUAAUGACAAAAACACACUUUCAAGUGAAAAGAAUCGUCAAGAAGAACUGUGUACUGAAACGGAAAAUUCUAAACAAUUUCUCCAACAUUGUUUGAGCGAAGAAAAAACCUUGAUGGAAGAAUCUUCUGAUGAUAUUUUAGAUAUGUUACACAACAUUAUUUCAUCGAAACCAGAAAUGGCAAACAGUAGCGAACUAAAAUCGAGUCUUAUUUAUCAGAUGCCAACUCCAUUAGAUACUUUACCCUUGAAUAUUCUUCAGGAUUCGUUAAUGGAUUUAGAACAAGAAAAUCUUGAAAAUGAUCAAAUUUCUUCAACCGAAGUUAAAAAUGAAGUAAAAAGUCAAACUGCAGAAAUAAAGAAAACUUCUCCAACGACAAAUCAAACUUCUACUUUGGUAGUCAAUACUGUGGCGCAAUUGCAAAAAAGCACAACAACAAUUCCUCACUUAUCACCUCUUUCGAAGCCAACAGAAUUAACUUCCAAUGUAGAUAAUGGGUCCCAUCAACUGAGGAUAUUAUUAUCAUCUGUACAAAGCAAUCAGACAACAGUGAAUCAAACAGGAAUGGUGACCAUGGUCUCUUCAGGGAAGUCUGGAAGCGUUUUGUCUACUUCUAGUCCUCUGUCGACAUUAAAUUCAUCAAAUAAUGUUCAAGGAGGAGUUUCGACUUUAACAAGAUUAGAUCAAAGCCGUUCUCAACCUAGUCUGACCAGCAGUAUUACAAACGAUUCAUGUGAAUUGGCCAUGAAAGAAAAGAAAGAAUUAAAAGAAUGUAGCGGAGUUAUUACUACAAUUUCGAAGGUUAGUAACGAGCAGAUAUUCAGGGUCACUUCUUCAGCAACAACUUUUCAGACCACUACAGUUUCUAGCUCUCUUGCAUGUACCUCUUCGACUGUAAUUACUUCUAAAACCGUUGCGACUUCUAUUUCUAUCACUUCGAAUGCCAUGUUGAAUGCUAUGCUGGCCAGUACUACUUCCUUGACAUCUUCAAUUGCUGGCCACAAUCGAAGUAAUACAGUAUCAACCCAGUCUGCUAAUAUCUCAAGUUCUGUUUUGCCAUCAACUUCAAUACAAAAUCGUUCGCAAAAUCUUCAGGCAAUCCUCCAGGUCAAUUCAGGAUGUUCUACACCUUCGCGAGUAUUGGUAAAUACCAGUUCGGCUGUAACCACUUCAAUGCACUGCAUUAGGACCAUUGUGCCACCUUUGGUAACUUCUAGUGGAGUUUCAAGUACAAGUAUUCUUCAAUCAACUUUAUCGCAAGCUCCAAGUCAUCUUUUGACGUCUAAUCAAAACCAGUUCAAAUCUUCUGGUCUACUACCGAUGGACAAUAAAAAUAAUGAUCUUGAAAAUCAAUCUACGACAAUGAAAAAAGAUUCUGAAGAAUCCAAAGAAAAGAAAGAAAUAGAUUCUAGCAAGAAUUCUUCUAAUUCUUUAAGAUUAGAGGACUCCCAAAAUGUAUUAUUGAAACAACUACUGCAGAACACAGCAUGCUCUACGACUUCGGGGACAACUUCGGGAACGACCUCGGGGACAACUUCGGGGACGACUUCGCAAAAGUCCAUUCUGCCUGUAGGUCUGUCGCUGGAAGCACAAUUAGCCCGACCAAUUUUACUUAAACCAUCUGUGCAUCCCAAGAUGCAUAAUUUGAUAAACGAAACACCGAAACCACCGAAACCAAUUGCAACCAAUACUAAACAAGUUCUUACAAGGGAAACUUCCUUCUUGUCGCACUCAGUAACACCUUUAAAGAUUCAAAGUUCACCAACCAAGGAGGAUUCUUUUAAACCUUCUACUUCUUCACUAUCUAGUUCGGCUGCGACACAAAGAACACAAACUGAAAGCUUAAAGCAACAAGUAAUAAAAUCAGUUCCUGCUUCUUCACCAAGUCCUUCGGGAACUUCAUCAUCAAGUCAACAACCAGUUUCUUCGACAAUAACAACCACAAAAAUAUCUUCUCCGAGCACUUCUACGAGUCAACAAGAAAUUUCUGAAAGUCAGAGCAAAUCGGGAACUAGUAUCGGCGAAGGGUCUCAGACUCAAUGCGUUGCUGUUUCCAUUUCGAAAGUCAGUUUGCAGAAUAAACCGUUGGUGACCUCUGGAAUAGCCUCAAAGAGCGUCCAACUAACAACUAAUAGCUCCAGUAACGUGUCUGGACCACAACCUCAAGUUCAACAGAUCCAAAAUCAGACUCAAAUCGCACAAAAGCCAAUAGUGACCCAACAACAAAUUUCUUCUUCUCCGACUACAUCUAUUCAGCAACAAUCUGUACAGCAACAAGUGCCUCAAAGCCAUGUGGCUGUCGCGGGCCCACCACAGGCCAUUAUGGGGUCCGUUGCCCCAUCGGGUUCCAAUACAGUGCCUUUAGUCGAGGUGAAGAAGGAAAUUGGUCUUGAGGAAGUUUUGUCCGCUUCAAGCGGAUCAACAUCAGCCAAUCAGUUGCAGACCGAUACUAAAGAUUUUCUUACUUCCAAGGAGGAGUUCAUAGACGGCACAAUGGAUGAUAAAACUGAUCUCAAAAAGCUAAAGAGAAGACAGUAUCAACAGAAAAGAAAGCAGAGCCAGGGGAAAGAUGCUGCAACUGCACCUCAGAAAAAACGUUCUCGUAAAGUUUCGCGCCUUGAUGAGGAUUAUGACACAUUUGUGGACAAUUUGAUGGCUCAGUUGCGACAACUUCAGCCGAUGGCAGUUCUGGAACCCCAUCUAAGUCGUAAUUAUGGAGUAUGUCCAAUUUUUGGUUGCGGAGAUCUUGCUAAAAUUGGAAAUCAGAAAGAUUACAACGCUAGAAUUGGUGAAUUGAUUGGUAAUUAUGGAUCAGCCAGUUUACCUGGAAUUUCUGAUCACUAUAAUACACAACCGUUUGGAGAAUUAGAACCUUUGCCACCUCAACAACCCUUGACUACGCAGAGAGGAUUUUAUGAUCAAGAAUUUCCACCUUUAAAAUUGGAUGAUACUGAUGAUAAAAAAGAAAAUAUGAUAACGAAUCGUGAUGUGGACUCUCCUGACACAAUUGUGAGUUCAUCUUCACCUGAAUGUGUUAUACCUGAAUUCAUGCGUUUCCCUGGAUUACGAUUGAUUGAAGAAGACUCAGAUGAAGAGACAGAAUGGUUGAAACGUGUGUCACCCGUUAUACCUUUGAUUUCGCCAAUUCCAAUUAGACUAAAACCUACUUAUCCGAAAGAUGCAGCUAAACAGGAUAAAGAAAAUCUUGGAAUGCCUAAGUUGGGCAAGUCUCCUCCAAUUCCUUUACGAGAAAAUGGAAAUGUUACCGUGACUUUAACUUUGAAUAGUCAGGCUGCCGAUGAUAUAAUGGGUGUACUUAAAGAUCUUGCUAAUAUUUUGAACAUAACACCACCUGCAGGUUAUCAAAUAGUCGAACGCACUACUACUCCUCCCAGUCAGAAAUUAGGGUUGUACAGGACAAAAGGAAAGGACGGCAAAGAGGGUACUCCAAUCGAUAUACAAAGUAUUUUGAACGGUGCGGCCAAGUUCUGUCGUCAUUGUGAUGUUGUAAUUCUUAACAGUCUAAUUCGAAAAAAAGUAUCGGAUUUGCCAUUUUUGAGCAAAGAAGAAGCCGAACCGGGUGAUGAACUUUGUUUCUGUUCAGCAGCUUGUUAUAUGCAAUUUGCUCUCAUGCAUCGAACACCCUCCAAUACUCAGGAUAAGGUUUAUAAGAAAUUUUUUUACUUUUACAAAUUCUAUAAGCAAAUUGAAUUCUUUAUCUUUUUUCAGACCAUAGCUUGUCCUCAACACCUUAUAAAAGAUAAAGAUAAGGAACUAACUACACUUUCUGUGUACCGUCGCGUCUUCGUCCCACGUGAUGAAAAUCGUCAAGUUGCUGCGGUGAUGCAUCAUUCCGAUAACAAACAUCUACUUCGCGUGGGCUCCCUUAUCUUUCUUAGCGUCGGCCAAUUGCUUCCUCAUCAAUUGCAAAAUUUUCACACGCCUAAUUACAUUUAUCCAGUAGGCUACAAAAUCGUGCGUUUCUAUUGGAGUAUGCGCAGACCCAACAAACGUUGCCGCUAUGUUUGUUCGAUUCACGAUGUUUCCGGUCGUCCAGAAUUUCGUGUCUUAGUUCAAGAACCUCUUCAAGAGGAUGUUGAACUGAGAGAUGCUACUCCGCGAGCUGUUUGGAGUCGAAUUUUGGAACCACUUGCCGAAUUGAGAAGAAGUACAAACUCCGUUCAAUUAUUCCCGAGAUACGUUUCAGGAGAAGAUCUAUUUGGCUUGACAGAGCCAGCAGUAGUACGAGUAUUGGAAAGUUUGCCUGGAAUUGAAACUUUAACUGAUUAUAGAUUUAAAUACGGCCGUAACCCUCUGCUAGAAUUGCCCUUGGCCAUCAAUCCAACUGGGAGCGCGCGGACGGAGGCACGUUUACGAAAUCAGUUACCAUGGAAGCGACCACAUACGCAACGUACAGGAGGUUUUGCUUCACGUGGGGUACCAUUUGGUCUGCCAACCUGUGGUGCCGCAGCAACAAUGGGCGGAGGAGUUUCAACAUUAGUUGCAGCAGUCGCUGCCGCGGGUGAGGCCGCUUCCUGUCCAUAUUCAAAGCAAUUCGUACAUUCUAAGAGUUCGCAGUACAAGAAGAUGAAGCAGGAAUGGCGUAAUAAUGUCUAUUUGGCAAGAUCAAAGAUUCAGGGUUUGGGAUUGUAUGCGGCAAGAGAUCUGGAGAAGCACACAAUGGUGAUCGAAUAUAUUGGAGAAAUCAUUCGAACAGAAUUAGCAGAAACAAGAGAGAAACAAUAUGAAGCUAGAAAUCGGGGUAUAUAUAUGUUCCGAUUGGACGAAGAACGAGUGGUGGAUGCAACUUUAUGUGGGGGUCUUGCCCGCUACAUCAACCAUUCCUGCAAUCCCAACUGUGUCGCUGAGAUUGUCGAAGUCGAACGCGAUCUCAGAAUUAUAAUCUUUGCUAAGCGUCGAAUCUCACGAGGCGAAGAG
Messenger RNA from Pogonomyrmex barbatus (red harvester ant), 18140 nucleotides. RefSeq lists its product as uncharacterized. Lineage: Eukaryota; Metazoa; Arthropoda; Insecta; Hymenoptera; Formicidae. Gene Ontology annotation, molecular function: histone H3K4 methyltransferase activity; transcription coactivator activity; protein binding. Gene Ontology annotation, biological process: positive regulation of transcription by RNA polymerase II. The record is from RefSeq and is a predicted model, not a curated record. Gene Ontology annotation, cellular component: MLL3/4 complex; nucleus.